AAUUGCCCACAGCAUCAGAGCGGACGGAAAUUUUAAAAACAUUGACCAAGCUGACACCCUUGGACAACGAUGUGUCAUUAGAAAAUAUUGCUCAAGAUUCAAGGUGCACGGAUUUCAGUGGAGCUGAUUUGGCGUCUCUUGUUCGCGAAGCUGCAGUGGCGACAUUGCGAGCUACCCUGUAUUCCGGGAAUGAAAAGCAUUCAGAGCAAAAUAACGAAAUUCACGUAAAUUCUAGUCAUUUUGAAAUAGCAUUUAAUAAGGUGGCAUCAAGUGUAUCUAAAGCUGAUAAACGAAAAUAUGAUUUACUGAGGGAAAAGUUUGGAUGUGCAACGGGAAAUAAAGUUGCCGGACAUGCUGAAUGA
Messenger RNA from Acaulospora morrowiae, 362 nucleotides. Lineage: Eukaryota; Fungi; Glomeromycota; Glomeromycetes; Diversisporales; Acaulosporaceae. The record is from the annotation of a GenBank genome assembly.